Quercus lobata is the source of this 2734-nucleotide messenger RNA. It is a transcript of the gene ATL43, whose product is annotated as RING/U-box superfamily protein. Lineage: Eukaryota; Viridiplantae; Streptophyta; Magnoliopsida; Fagales; Fagaceae. The record is from RefSeq and is a predicted model, not a curated record. The coding region runs from base 698 to 1930 and encodes 410 amino acids. The transcript has a single exon.
CUCUUUCACUCUCUCUCUCUCUCUCUCCAAAUUUGCUCAAUUGCUCCAUCAUUCCAAAUCAGGUGUAUACUUUGUAGUUUCUCAAAAAAAAAAAAAGGUGUAUACUUUGUAUAGUGUAUUGCCCCUCUCUAUCUACCUAUCGAUCUUGGCUUAUCAGAGAUUGAACUUUUAGGCUUUUUGCCAUAGACCCCCCUUUUUUUCUUCUCUUAAAGCUGUUUUUUUUUUCUUUGAUCUAACUUAAAGCUGUUUUCUGAUCACAACAAAACACAAAAAGUACCGUUAAAAAUCAUCACCACCUCUUUGCUGAUGAUGUUUUAGUUCGUUUGUAUUGUCUGCAUUGUAAGGUUGUCCAAAAUAUCAUUCUUAAUAUCUUUAUAUUAUUUGUUAUUCUCUUGUUCCAAAAAUCCUUCUCUCAAUAAUUACAAUAAAAUAAAACUCUCACAAUUCUCGUAGUAGUGGUAGUAGUAGAUGCCUUUGUCUUGGUCUCCUUUGUAUCUUUUCUCCAAAAUCCUUUCCCACCCACAGAAUCUUCUUUCUUGAUAGAAAAGUUAGGACCUUGUAGAAAGAAAAAAAACCCCAUUUUUUCGGUCUCUCUCAUACUCGAAGCCCCUCCACCCAAGAAAACUAUUUGCUAUUUUAAGCAUUCAAAAAAUAAAAAUAUUUGCUCGAGUAGUGACUCUCAAACCCAGCGACAAACAUGGAGUGUUUCUUCUUCGUUUUCAAGCCUUUGACGCUCGUCGCUCUUUUCCUUAUCCUCCUAUCCGCUCCACCUUCCAUGGCGGACGACGAUAACAACAACAACAAUGUUACAGGUGGUGGUGUUUUCCUUAGAGACAUUGCAACCAAUUCAUCAUCUAAUUCACCUCCACCAAUGUCGAGUGAAAACCAUGGAAGAUCUGUACCCUUUAGGCCUAGCAUGGUGGUGAUAAUAGUGGUGUUAGCAGGCAUAUUCUCCGUCGUGUUUCUCGUCCUCCUCUACGCAAAACACUGCACUGGUGAUGGCAUUGUAGUUGUCACAGCCACACCCGCAAGGGCUACGACAGCGAGGAAGAAUUCGGGAAUCGAUCGAGGUGUCGUCGAGUCAUUGCCAGUGUUUCGAUUCGGAUCUCUCCGAGGCCAAAAGGAAGGCCUCGACUGCGCAGUUUGUCUCAAUCGUUUCGACUCCAACGAAGUCCUUCGGCUCCUCCCGAAAUGCAAGCACGCGUUCCAUGUCGAAUGCGUCGACACAUGGCUCGAUGCUCAUUCGACGUGUCCACUCUGUCGAUACCGUGUCGACCCAGAAGAUAUUCUCCUCGUCGACCGAAACCCACCUCCAGAAUCUCGCCAAAACAGUACCCACGAGGUCGUUUUGGACGUGAACGUGAACGUGAACGUGAACCCAAUUGGGAACAAACGAUUCUCAGGUCGACACUCAUCAGGUGGCGAAAAGGGAUUUUUGCGUUCGAAUUCUCACGAUCCGAUGGCGCUUAGGAGAUCACUCGAUAGUGCUGGGGUGAGAAAAAAGAGUCAGAGUUUAAGAGCCAUUGGAUCCUAUGAUUACCCAAGAAAAGAUGGGCUAUUGUCGACGAGCUUAGACAGAGGGAAUAGUAGGGUGGAGCACAGGAUUAUUGUUUCUUCUAACUCGAGUAGGGCCCACGAUAGGUGGAGCGAUGCACAGCCGUCAGAUCUUUUGUAUUUGGGGUCAGAAAUGAUAAUGAGUGACAGCCGUAGAUUUUUGUCGACAUCGAGAUCGAGUCAGCAACAGCACAGUAAUGGUAUUGAUGGCAAUGGUAACGAGUUGCGGAGAUGGGGUGGUGCUAGUAGUGGUGGCAGAAAAAACACAGACACAAACACCAACAGCAACACAGUAAUGAAUGGUCGAAGUGUGUCGGAAAUCACUGGCUUCAGCAGGUUCCCAAUCAAAGCCAAUAGAGCCAAUAGCACCCACUAAUAUUAUUACUGAUCACUGAUUAGUGGGGUUGGCUUGUCUUGGAUUUCUGCCAGCUGUAUGGUCGAGACAUACCUACUUGCAAUUCAAGAUUGUAUAGUAAGAUUUAGAAUUUGUAGAAAACUCUUUCUAACUCGAUACACAACAAUAACGAGUUGGAAGAGAUUUUUCUCAACUAGUUUGAGAAAGUUUAGUAACAUAACUUGUGGAAUAAUUCUGAUUUGGCCGACUUUCAUUUCGACCAAAUUAAAAUUAUAGCCAAAGUUACUGUAUAAAUGUGUCAUUGCUGCCUCGACAGGACCCACUUUCUCUUUCUGGUGUACCUUUUGAAAAAUGAUUUUCUGCAAGGCUGGCCCAAGCUGCUAUGUUAACGUGCAUGUGAGGAGGACUUCGGUGUACGAAAGUUCCAGUCGAACAGAAGAAAAAAAAGAAGAAGGCGUGGAUGAGACAUUGCAUUUACACCAAGGUGAUACGGAAAUCAAUUAUUUCUUGACAAUUUUGUUUGUCGCUCUUUAAUUUUAGUGCUUUCUUUUUCUUUUUUGGUUACUUUGAAAUUUCCUCUGUUACUGGUGGGUAUGACAAUGGUGGGUACGGGUGCAUCUCUGCUACACAUUAUUUCUGAUGGGCAUGUGGUGGGGUUCGUAAAUUGUACAAAAUUUUGUGUACUCUUCUACUUGAUUGUACAAAGUCCCGAGGAAUAAGGAAAACAGCUAGAGAUGACGACAGGAGUAAAUGGAAUUUGAUAUCUUCAACUUUGUACUAGCUUUUUAUUCAUUGAAAAAGAAAAAAGAAGUACUGGCUUUUAGA